GCGCAGGCGGAAACCUCCCGGUGCCUAGAAAAGCCAGAGGGCUGGCCUGCGAGUUAGUGGGGUGUCGGUGACGCAUUCUUUCUGCGCUUUGUUCCCGGAUGUGAGCUUUCGGCGAGGGUGAUUCCAUUAGGAACUUCCUCACCAACCCAAGGAAGAGAUCAGGCAAUAUCUGUGCUGGGUACAUCCUCUGGAGUGAGGCCGCUGUGCAUAGGAGAGAUGAAUCAGUAACCAAGGACCAUGUGACCACAGCUCAGGGGGACCUGAACAGGAAGAUUAUCCUGGCGAAUUGAAGGAAUACAACCUCCCUAGAGAGAAGGAAAGACUGAGAGAAAUAUCGGAUGUGAGAGAAACACAUCAAUUGGAUUCUCCUGCAUGCGCCCUCACAAGGACCCAAGCCGGGAAGGAGCCUGCAACCAAGAUGGUGAAACUGGAAUUGAGGAGGUAUUGAUCCCAAAGUAUCAUUCCUGAAAAAAUCAGAAUCUCAUACAUUCAAGAGAUCUCCACAGAGAUAUUGCCAAGGAAGUCAAAAUCUAGAAAGCUCCACUGAACGGAAAGAGAAGACUCAGAAGGCCACCGGAUGCUCUAAGCAAGAGAAAAUGAGGCGAAAGAUGAGAAGCUUCAAACACAAAACGGUUAAAGACAAUAAGACACUUCCAGAAGUGAGUGACCAAGAAUCUGAAAAAGAUGGUAGUCAGUGCUCUGAGCCUGCAACAACCAACAGAAUUCAGGCUGAAAAGAGACAGUAUGUAUGUACUGAGUGUGGGAGAGCCUUUAGUCAGAGUGCAAACCUUAUAGUGCAUGAGCGAAUCCACACUGGAGAGAAACCCUAUAAGUGUAAGGAAUGUGGAAAAGCCUUCAGUCACAGCUCCAACCUUGUUGUCCAUCGGCGAAUCCACACUGGACUGAAGCCCUACACAUGUGGUGAAUGUGGGAAAUCUUUCAGUGGUAAGUCCCACCUCACUCGCCACCAGGGAAUCCACAGUGGGGAGAAGACCUAUGAAUGUAAGGAGUGUGGGAAAGCUUUUAGUCAGAGUUCAGGUCUCAUUUCUCAUCACAGAGUUCACACUGGGGAGAAGCCCUACACGUGUAUCCAGUGUGGGAAAGCCUUUAGCCAUAGCUCAAACCUUACUCAACAUGAGAGAAUGCACAAAGGGAAAAAAGUCUACAAAUGUAAGGAGUGUGGCAAAACAUGCGUGUCUAAUACAAAGAUUCUGGACCAUCAGAGAAUUCACACAGGGGAGAAGUUUUAUGAAUGUGAUGAGUGUGGAAAAGCUUUCAUCUUAAGGAAGACCCUUCAUGAACAUCAGAGACUUCAUCGUAGAGAGAAACCUUACAAGUGUAAUGAGUGUGGGAAAGCUUUUACUUCUAAUCGAAACCUUAUUGAUCAUCAGAGAGUUCACACUGGAGAGAAACCCUAUAAAUGUAACGAAUGUGGAAAAACCUUCAGGCAGACUUCUCAAGUUAUUCUACAUUUGAGAACCCACACUAAGGAGAAACCUUAUAAAUGCAGGGAGUGUGGGAAAGCCUAUCGUUAUAGCUCACAACUUCUUCAACACCAGAGAAAACAUACUGAGGAGACAGAAACCUCAUAAAUAACAUAUAUUGUUGGUAGGAAGACUAAUUGCUACUUCUCAGAAAAGCAGUUUUUCAGUAUCAUCAACCUUAACUCUAUUUCUGAAAAUCCAUAAAGGGAAAGUAGUCAGAACCAGACACAGAUUAGCAGAAGAGAAAUUCAUACCAGCAAGGUAUAUAAUUGAAGGAAGAAAACUAGGUUUUUAACAGUACAGGGUUUAAAUUAAUGACAGUCUAUCCAUAGAAUGGUUUUGCAGCCAUUGUAAAGAUUCGUAAAGAAUAUUUAAUGCCAUGGGGGAAAUGAUCUGGAUAAAGAGGAAGAUAAAAAAAAAGAAAUAUCCAAAUUAUAAACAAAACAAAAUACAUCUAUGUAUAGGGAAAAAGCAGAAAUUAAUACCAAACUAAAGUCUUAACAGUGAUUAUUUCUGGGUGACAGGCUUAUAAAUAAUUUAUAUUUUCUUCUUUAUACUUUCCUGUAUUUUUUUUAGAUUUUCUACCAUGAGAAUGUACUAGUUUUAUAUUUAGGUGAAAAGAUGGUAUUUUAAAAAUGCAAUGAGUACAUGCUCAUUUUCACUAAACAGGAAAGGUGCAUGGAACACAGACUCUAAAAUCCACACACUGGCACAUGGUAGCAGUGCAACCAUGAGCAAGUCCCAUCCUUUUAGAGCCUGUUUCCUGUUUAGUAAAAGCAUAAACACCAGUCCUUGGCCUUUGUCAGCUUUAAGAUAAGCUGACUUUAUAGUUGUCAAUCAAAUGUAUAUCCAUUUACACACUGUUAGGUUCAUAGAACACAGCAAACAUUUACUGUAUCCUCCUCUCCCACAGUUGUAGAUGGAUCUGCAGAUAAUAGAGAUCCGCCAAGGCUCCAUCUUCUCAAUAUGUCUACAAAACCAGCAACACGUGUCCUUAUGAAACUGAAACAAUUGCAGGUCCAUAAGUUUUCAAGAGAUAGCACAAUCUAAAAGCAGGAGAAGAUGCGUCCACCUGUUAUGUAGAGUUUAGUAGCUAAAAGUGUAGACUUUGGGUUCAGAGACCCACGUGUUCUAUUCCCAAAUUGACACGCUAGCUUGUCAGUUUUCUAGCUUCAGAUGUAUCUGUAAAAAGGGACUGACUACCUACCUCACAGGAUUGUCGUAUUAAAUGAGAUAAUAACGCGUGUAACGUGACAAACUCAGCAUGCGGUAAAUAAUAAUUGCUUAAGUGUAGGACGUUGAAGCGGUGUUUCUAAACACUUGGCAAGAGUGAUUCCAGAAGAGUUUUCCCUAAGGUGGCAUUUAGGAUAUUUUCAGGUGUAAUGAACACGAUGCCAAGUACUGAAACCUUAAGGACAUUGUUUACUUAAGGGCAAGUCUAGAGGUAAACAGUUCCACAUUUUGUUUGGCAACUCAGCAGUUUAUCAAACUUCCAUCUUAACUGCGUAAUUUUAGCACAGUGGCUUUCAUUUUUCUUGCAGCCUCAUGGUUGCAGGAUGAUGGCCACAGCUUCAAGCUCUUCCCACAACUCCUUCAAACUCAGGAUGUCUUGAGGAAAGGGGCCGCGACUUUCUCAUCUGGCUCCUCUCUCCUUUUAUCAUUGAGGAAAGCCUUUUCCAGAAGGAGGAAGGGAUGCUGAGCAGUCACUUCUGUAGGUGCUCACUGGCUUCCUCUGCCUUUCUUUAGGUCCAGCCCUCUGAGAAGGCCUUAGACCAGUGGUUCUCAACCUGUGGGUCUCGACCCCUUUGGCGGUCAAAAGAUCCUUUCACAGGGGUUGCCUAAGACCAUCCUGCAUGUCAUAUAUUUACAUUACGAUUCAUAACAGUACCAACAUUACAGUUAUGAAGUAGGAAUGAAAAUAAUUUUAUGGUUGGGUCACAACAUGAGGAACUGUAUUUAAAGGGCCAGAAGGUUGAGAACCACUGCCUUAGACCCUUUUCAACCAGCAUUUUAAACUUUCAAGUCCGUAGCUCAAAAUCCAUCCAGAAACACUUAGCAUCUCCCCGUACUUAACUCGGCCAUUUGUUCCUCUUUCUUUGCCAACAGUGAAUCCCUAAGCCUAAUGCCAUUUGUCUUAUGCACAUAGUAAUGUAUUGUUUCAGAAACUUUUGAGGAGGUGUUAUCUUAUUUAAUCCUUUUAACUUUUGUACAAGAAAAUUGAGUCUCAGUGAGGUUAGGCGAUGGGCUAAUUAGUGGUUGGAGUCAGGAUUUGAACUCAGAUCUGACUUUCAAGUCUGUGCUUUCUUCCUUAUACCAAAGUGCCUCAGCCCACCCUGUUGGCUUUAUAUGUGAGUGGGAGACCAGUUGGGAUUCUUCUGAGUAGCCACUUCGGUGAAAGGUGGUUAUUUCAUCAUGGUUUUAUAAGGAAUAUGCUAUUUGUCUUUUCUGAGUAAUUCUGUUGAAUCUCAAUCCCAGAAGACUACAUUUUAACUCUGUAUCCUCAGCGACAGACUUCACUGUUUUUUUUUUUUAAUCGAAUAUAGAUAAAAUAGUAUCCGCAUAUUAUUAGAUUGUUUUUAGAAACUAGACUGUUUUUAAUCACCUCUGAAGUCAUAAAACUGGUCAUAAAACUGUUUUGCAGGAAGUAGUUAUAAUUUUGCCAAUAAAUAUCUGUUGUUAUUUACUUGUUAUAAAUAUCACCGAUUUUUCUUUUUCUUUUCGCUUCCUUCCUUUGUUCAGAAUGGGAAGCAAACAGUUCAGUUUGCUUUUCUUUAAGCAGAUAUUUUUUGAAUAAAGAAGUGAUUCUGGUUUGUUUUUGAUGCAAAUGCAAGCUUGUUUUCAUACUUGUAAAUAUGUAAAUGAAACCUCACGAACCAUUAGAUUGUGUCUUCUGUUAGUUUCUUUGAGGACUUGUACAGCCACUUGUCCCACCUCCUCUCUGGCCUCACCUGAGUUUCAAACCUGUACUAUUACGUGGACCUCCCUUGGUGGUAUGAAACCUGCCAUGUUCCCAAAGUCCAUUUUGGCUUCAGAAGGUAGGUUU
Myotis myotis is the source of this 4527-nucleotide messenger RNA. It is a transcript of the gene ZNF660, whose product is annotated as zinc finger protein 660. Bases 597 to 1592 code for a protein of 331 amino acids. NCBI's taxonomy places the organism in Eukaryota, Metazoa, Chordata, Mammalia, Chiroptera, Vespertilionidae. The record is from RefSeq and is a predicted model, not a curated record. Gene Ontology annotation, molecular function: DNA-binding transcription repressor activity, RNA polymerase II-specific. Gene Ontology annotation, biological process: negative regulation of transcription by RNA polymerase II. The transcript has 5 exons.